Messenger RNA from Exaiptasia diaphana, 551 nucleotides. RefSeq lists its product as uncharacterized. The record is from RefSeq and is a predicted model, not a curated record. The transcript has 2 exons. Lineage: Eukaryota; Metazoa; Cnidaria; Anthozoa; Actiniaria; Aiptasiidae. The annotation marks the transcript as partial.
UGUAAAUGCGGAACAAGAAGCAGGCCUUGCAAAAACAGGGAACAACAUGCAGAAAGAAUUGUGGAAGGGAAUAUUAAUGCUAAUCCUAGUGCAUUUGAAAGGCACCAACAAGCAGUUGAAACUGCACAACGAGAGAUAGAGGCAUUUAUUGCUCCACUCAGUAGUGACGAAAAGGAUAACUUAUUAGUGCGACUCCUCAGUCAGGGUCGUGGGAGCCUAGACUUUGCACGGAAUUUACUGGAAGAUGUCAGAGAACCAGAUCCAGAUCCAGAUCCAGAUCCACCACAGAAUAAUCCCACUGGUACUGGUGGUAUCGCCUGGUGUAAAUGCUCAGUCUGCGAAGUAAUGCCCACAACUGAAGAAAAUGUAUGCUGCAAAUUAGUUACUUGUGUUACUUCUUAUCAGAGAUUUCACAACAUCUGUAUUGACAGAGAAGUUUUGGAACUGGCCAUAAGAGUACGAUGUGAUAUUAGAGCAGAUGAACCAGAUUAUUCUAUGACAAGCUACAGAAUAGCAGCAUACAGACAAUAUGUUUUGUGGAAAUAUGGAAA